UUUAUAAAAGUAAAUAUCUAUUGAAUUUGAAUAGAAAGAAGAAAGUGAGACCAACCAGAGUGCCAAUUUCUCGGUUUGGGGAUAGAUAGAGUGAUACCCAUCACACUGUUCAUAUUUCUCAUAUUAAUUAAUAACAAUAAUGGCAGCGGCGGCGGCAGUGACGGUGCUACUCCCACCUAGGAUUCCGACCACCACCAACGUUACCCGCUGUUCUGCUUUGCCUUAUCUGCCUCCACGUGUAACCAGCACCAGCACCACCUUGUUCUCACCUUCCCUCAACCACUUUUCAGUGUCCCGAAAAUCUUUUCUGCUUCAGACCAGAGCUUCUUCAGAGGAAUCAUCAUCAGUAGAUGCCAAUGAGUUAUUCACAGAUUUGAAGGAAAAGUGGGAUGCUGUUGAAAACAAGUCCACAGUGCUUAUCUAUGGUGGUGGGGCUUUAGUUGCUGUUUGGCUAUCUUCCAUUCUCGUGAGUGCAAUCAACUCAGUUCCCUUGCUUCCAAAGAUUAUGGAGUUGGUAGGUCUAGGAUACACUGGAUGGUUUGUCUACCGAUACCUUCUGUUCAAGUCUAGCAGGAAGGAGCUAGCUACAGACAUUGAGGGACUGAAGAAGAAAAUUACCGGAACUGAAUAGAAUGGUGUUAGCAAAUACCAAGUGAAGUUUAUCAUGUGUGAGCACCAUUUGUUUUUGUUUGCUCUUAUCUGCUGUAUAAGAGUGGUAUGUAUCCCUUGAAGUAGAAUAGAAUUCCUCUCAACCUCUAUUGCCCCUGUAAUGAACCCAUUUCAUUGUUAAAAUAAUGUAGCAAAUUUUAUGUAUAUGGCUCUGAAUGGAACCAUUAUCUCUUCACUUCUUCCCUGUGUAAGAAAUUUGAGUGAUAUAUGAGUAUAGAAGGAGGAAUUAUAUCAUA
Molecule: messenger RNA, 905 nt
Organism: Vigna unguiculata (cowpea)
Lineage: Eukaryota; Viridiplantae; Streptophyta; Magnoliopsida; Fabales; Fabaceae
Product: CURVATURE THYLAKOID 1A-like protein
Cellular component (GO): thylakoid; chloroplast thylakoid membrane
Source: RefSeq, a predicted model, not a curated record